This is a messenger RNA of Acanthaster planci (crown-of-thorns starfish), 5945 nucleotides long. Its product is annotated as DNA polymerase nu-like. The record is from RefSeq and is a predicted model, not a curated record. Gene Ontology annotation, molecular function: DNA binding; DNA-directed DNA polymerase activity. Lineage: Eukaryota; Metazoa; Echinodermata; Asteroidea; Valvatida; Acanthasteridae. Gene Ontology annotation, biological process: DNA-templated DNA replication; double-strand break repair.
GUUCCUACCUCUGCAUACAAGGUUGUCAUCAGUAUUUAACAUUUCCUGUCUGGUUCCUUACCUAUUCAAUAGUAUUUUUAAUAGCAAUUUUAUCCACCGAUCGCUUUACCAUACCAAUCUUAAAAUAAACUCGUAAACAGUCUUCCAAAAGGAGGACUUUCUUCUGCUCGCCGCAUGUGUACCUUGAAGAUGACAAGCCGGAGACCAACUCGUAGAGGAAGAGUGAUAACUUAAUGAAUAAUAAUUCACAACUGAUUUAAUCACAGGUCAACCCGAAGAAGCUUUUUGGUACAUGUACAUGUAUCUUUACCAUGAAAUUAGGGUAUUUAGAGGCCACUCUAUAUUUUGUUGUUUGGUUCCCAGAAGUCUUUGCCAUUGUGUAUUGUAUUGUAAAUUAUUGGAGUACCGGCGUAUAAUCUUUCCGGGCCCAAAUUUAAAGCGCGCGACAGUGGCGGUGUUUACAAACGUGGGAAUGAACGACGGAUCUGUUGCUAUUUUCUGGAUCACCUGAUCAAUGAUCUGAUAAUAACGAUGUGUCCCGUGUGGACUCCUCUGACCCUGCCUCCCAGUCCAGAUGAGGUCCAGGCUUUGUCAGAUGAUGCAAGGACGAUUUUGAAAGCUCUUCGCGAAGCGCACAGAAAGAAGCGAGAAGCACUCCUGCAGAGUCGCGCCCCACCGGAUCCCAAAACGUACUACAGGGCUCUGUAUAGGGAGAGCUUUAAGGAAGAAACACCCUGUCUGAACCAAGAGAACUCUUCUGGUGAGCUUCAAGCUCCUGGGAAUUAUGUAGUCUCAGUGCUGGGGCAAAGAUCUACAGAUGAAAGUUCUCCUCGGGUUUCCUGUAGGCAAGAUGUGCUUCAUCGUGAGCAGAGUCAGGGGUCUAAACCAUCCAGUAGUGGCGUGGGAAAAGAUUCCCAUCGGUUUCCUACAGCGGCCUCCCAAGAUGAUGUCGGGUCCUGGGAUUUUGUCUCCGAGCCUUUCCCCCAAUACUCUGCAGUAGUCUUUUGUCAGGAUGUCUCCAAGACAAGCAGAGCAGAUAAAGCCGAGUCGUACUGCGGUACUAGGGUUAGGCAUCCUGUUAAUGCAUCCUCCAACAGUCAUCAAGCUGGGUUGAGUCAGGGAAGUCCAAGCAGGCUGCAGGAGGCCAUAGAACUAGGGUCCUGCAUCCUCCCGGACAGCCCCCCUAUCGACACCAGGUGCUACCAAGAAUUCAAUAAAACCCGUCAGAAUUUACCCAGCCCCAACCUCGAUGCCAACCCUGCUGAACAAGGCAGAGGCUCAGACGUAGCCAAAUUCAGGAAGACACCGUUAGAAGAUUUCCCCAAUGAUAGGGCCUGGCAGAUGUCCCCUGAUACUGUUGAAGUGAAGAGGCCGCGACUCGGCCUAGGGAAUGUCAGAGACAGUGUUGUUAUCAUGAAGCAGGUGCCAGUAGGAACAACCCCCUCAGGAGCUUCAUCUGAUGCAGGCCGGCCUCUUCCGCAAGAGAGCUGCAGCCCAAGAAGAGUACAUCUGGUGGGAGACAGUGUAGGAGAAGUAGGGGUGACUUGGGUCCCUUUUGAUCAAAGAAAAAAAGCAGGAACUGGACUUUCUGCAGGGUGCAAAUCAAAUAGCACUUCUGUUCUCGGAAGUCAUUCUUGCUCGGAUGUGAAGGUGGGCAGUCGGUCUCAUCAUGGUUUACCAGCACAGCCAAAGGUGAGUGACUCCUCAACUUCACGGACGAACGAAGUUUUGUCGGGGGCUCAGAUGUGCAAUAGAAAAGCUGACCAGCCAACUGUUGAUGAAGUACGUGUGGUUGAAGGGUUCUUCGGCUUCUCUGGCAGUGCUUUGCACGGAAAUGAAGGGCUUAUCAGGAAUGUUGCCAGCAUGACGCCUGCAGCGAGAGAGGAGGUUGGCGACAGGCUGAGCAGAGUAGACGAAGUGUCCAUGUGCCUCGUGUACAAGGAUGGGUCCUCGCAGCUCAGGGAACCAGACCAUGCCAACAGUAAAAUUAGAGGCUUUGGUUGUAACGACAGCUCGGCUGAGUGGUUAGUGUUGGCUUAUGAUGUACAGCAGCCUUCUGCAAAGGAUGAAAGCGUCAGGCCCACUGAUGUUGACGGUACUGGCAAGCAUCCAGGGAACAGGCUGGAGUUUAUCUCUGUGCCUGUCUGCGGCAAGCGAGAGAGACCGGCCCAAGAAUGGAGCAAGGAGAUGCUGCUGCGUCUGAUGGGGAAUGACACCGUGAAGAAGAUCUGCUUUGAUGCCCAGGAGAUGAUCCACACACUGAUCUGUAGCUUCAGUCUUGACCAUGCAACAGUGAGUUCCAAUUGGCUGGUGAUGGACCCCAAAGUGGCGGCCUGGCUCAUCGAUGCUGACCAUCCGCCAAUCACGUUCUCGGAUCUUCUCGGCAAGUACUUACCCAACCAAGCCAGCCGAUCAGAAACAAGAAUGUCGUCCACGUGCUCCGACCUUUCAUUGCUGGGGGCUGCCAUGAAGCGUAUGUUCUACAUGCUGAGUGAAGCUGGCUUGUGGCAGCUAUUCUUACAGGUGGAAAUGAGGCUCUGCCCAAUUCUGGCAGUGAUGGAAGUACAAGGGAUUUGUGUGAACUCGCAAACUUUGGAAGAAUAUGGGAAGUUACUUCAGAGCAAGAGCCAGCAAGUGGAGAAGGAGGCUCACAAAGCGGCCGGCUGCUGCUUUCAAAUCACGAGCCACACUCAGCUGAGACAGGUUUUGUUCGAGGAGCUUCAGCUCGACAAGAAGUAUCACGGACGGAAGCUCGCCCGGACAAACGUGCUGAACUUAAAAUCCACAUCAGAAACUGUGUUACUCAAGCUGCAGGACCUGCACCCAUUACCCAAAUUGGUCCUCCAGUACAGGCAGCUCGCCAAGCUCAAAUCCACCUAUGUUGACGGAAUCUUGGACUGCAUUGAAGAUGGCUGCAUACAUACAAGCUGGGAGCAUACUGUUGCUGCUACCGGCCGCUUGCAGUCGGCUGAACCUAACAUCCAGAAUAUCCCUAAGCAGCCCGUUCUUUUAGAUUCUGAUGGGACCCAGGCAGAUACCAGAGGGACGGGUAAUGUCAUCAUCCUGGCCAGAAAGCCGUUUGUCAGCCGCAACGACUGGUCGUUCAUUGCCGCAGACUUCCAGUCGAUUGAGUUGCGUCUCCUGGCACACCUAUCCCACGAUCCUGUCCUGGUGCGCGCCUUCAACAAGAAAGACUGCACAGAUAUCUUUGUGGAGUUGGCAUCUCAGUGGGUUGGUGUGCCUACGUCUAGUGUCACCAGCGCCGAGAGGGAAAAGACAAAGAGGAUUGUCUACUCGGUGAUCUAUGGAGUUGGACCAGACAAGUUGGCCGAGACUCUCAGCGUUAGCCGCGAGGAGGCCAAGACGUUCACCAAAAGCUUCCUUGGCACGUUUCGAGGUGUCCAUUCCUUCACCAGGGCCUGCACCUCCUGCUGUCAGCAGCAAGGCUUCAUUCAGACUAUCCUUCGACGGAGGCGCCUCAUUCCCAGCAUUAAUGCCUCCGAGUUCCAUGCCCGCUCCCACGCCGAGAGGCAGUGCGUCAAUUUUGUGGUGCAGGGGUCUGCUGCUGACAUAUGCAAGGUGGCCAUGAUCCAAGUUGUGCGUGCCUUGGCAGCUCGACCUGAUCUCAAAGCUAGACUACUUGUUCAGAUUCACGAUGAGUUGUUACUGGAGGUUGCUGACAGUGAUGUCGGAGAGGUCAAAGGACUCGUUAAGUCUGCAAUGGAGGUGAACGAAUUUCACUGCGGCGUUCACGCUCAACUACAGGUACCUCUACCAGUCUCAAUCAGUGUUGGCAAGAACUGGGGCCAGCUUGAAUGCGAGCAACUCUGACUCAAGCUCAGCGAGAGAGUUUGACACCAGAAAUGCCCCCGACGAGCCAAGAUCGAUUCAUUGACUAGGACACAGACACAGCCAUGAGACAAUCACCGAUGACCAGAACUUAAAGCCAUUAUGAGGGUGGGUCCAUCCUGUUCCAGGUGGUAAAUACUUGUUACUUUCCUCGUCUCUGACCAAUAGGAGGUUGUGACUUAGCCAAAGUGUGGGUGCGCUCAAGUGAAGUACACUCGCCCAAAUAUGGUGCGUCUGUAGUACAGGUGUCUCCUUGGAUUAUAGUCUGUGCAUAUAUGGAAUGAGCUCGUAUUUACUUUCUUGGAUUGGCAUGAAUGUUACCUUGUUAAACUUGAGAUUGAAGCUGUGCAAGUCAUUUAUGUUGUAUAUAAAUAGUUCAAAGAAGUGUGCUUGCCAUAAGGUUUGUUUGAACAAGGAAACGUAUUGCCCUUUGAAUUUAUGAUGCUUAAUUAAUUCAUAAAAUUUUCUCUUUAUAUAUCAGUUGUUUUUUUCAUGAAGUCUUUCUACACUGCAGCAGUAACGUUUCGUUGCUUUGUUCAAUUCUCUACUUUGAAAACGAACUGUUCACAGUUCGUGGUGAUUGAUUUACCGCGGAUAGGAAUUUUGAAUACAGUAUAAAUGAAAUUGUUGAAUACAGCUGCCAAAUUUGAAUGUAGUAUUUAUGCAAGCAUGUGAAAAGAGCCUAGUGCCACCUGCUUCAAAUGAAAGAAAGAAUUUGCUUCGUUCAAAAUUGAUUAAGACACUUUGAUGCAUUUGUUUUUCUUAGUCCAGCUCACAACUGUCACGUUCUUGCCUGCGUUAUUCAUAUUCUGUUGGCAGUAUUGAUUCUCGCUUGUAGAUUUUACGUAUCACAACUGCACUGAACUUGACCGCAAUUGUCUGAAAGAGAUCAAUAGAGGGUGCAGUGAUUCUGCAUUCUUAACAAUUAAUUUUAGAAUUUGUUUCAAAGGAGGGCGCUAUUUCAUUUUUUAUUUUGAUUUUUAUUUCAACAGAGGGCGUUACUUCCAUUUUUCAUAAACAAGAGGGCGCUGUUGGUUUUUAUGAGUUGUAAUAUGUAUGCCAAUAGAGGGCGCCGUCCAGUUUACCGAGGUUGUUUAAAAAGAUCAACAGAGGGUGCUAUUUAUUUCAUCAAUAGAGGGCGCCAUUUACUGUGUGCCUCGCGCGCUGUACAAUUGAUUACAGAAUUCCCCAAUUAUUCAAAGUACUUACCUGCAAUACAAUUGGAAUUAUAUAAGACAAUGGAGGAGAGACUCACUCUGUAUAUUCGUUCGUUGUAUUGCAAGCUGACCCCCCUUUGAAGCUAAUGGAAUAGUCCACAGUAGGUAUUCAAAGUUCGCAUAAUGCUGCCCUAUUCAUGGUCGAAAGGUUUUCCAUGUGUGCCCCUUGUUCCUGCGCUGGGUUGUCUUUUUAAGCUUGAUGAGCAAUGUUGACUGGCGGCGGUGACCUGCGGCCCACUUUGUCGGGAGACCCAAGACUAUGGCAUCCGAGACUGGCCCUCCCAAGACCGAGACUUUGCCAGGGCGAGACUGAGACCAAGACCGCAGAAAAUGGUCUCGAGACCAGAUCUCGAGACGUACAACAAUAUUGACGACUUAGCUUGGCAUGCCCAACUUUGCCUAUCCUGAGUGCAUUUGAAUGAAAUAGCAAGAACUGGGCUAUUACCAGUUUUAAAGAGUUUUGAUUUCAUGUCAUGGAUGGGAUGACUUAAUCCGACUGACGUCUGUGCAUCCCACGUAUCUUGCUACCCCCCCCGCUCAUUUUCUUGGAUCAGUUUUCUUUUUUACAUACUCUUAAUCUUUUUACAGUAUUUCAAUCUCGACACGAUGUCACAAUACAUGUACUUAUUGUUUGGCCAUGUCCUUAUUCUUUUUAAAAUAUUUCUUUCCAACCAAAGUUGGGCAUACCCUACUGUGUGGACACAGUUGGGUUAGAAUGCCCUAAUUUUCAUUUCAAUUUGUCUUUUUUCUGAAACUGAAUACUAUUUGGAAAUCACAUGAGGAGCAGUUCAUUGCCCUGAAAAAGUUAAGUUAAAGAGGCGGUCAUUUAUUAACUAAAAAACGCCCGUGAGAGUUUCAAUAUUAAACUGUUCCAAUGUU